AUGGAGAGCACAUUGAUCUGUGGAAGCAAGUCAAAAAUCUUCUUGAGCUUCGCACCUCACCAGUUCAAGAUAAAGAUGGCAAUGAUGCAGCUGAUCAUGCAGCUGUUGCGGGUGCAGCUCAACAUGCUGCAUGGCCGAGGUGGACAAUGCCCCGAUGGACCAAAGGGUGACGGAUCAGUGGGAUGGCUAACAGCACGUAGCUUCCGCCAAGAGGAACGGGUGGACAGGAUCUACGCGCAGCAACGGGUGUUCACAAUCAAUAGUGUUGCACUGGAGGAGGUUUGGACAGGCCUGGGUGACGGGGCCACGCCCCACGCGGCUGCGGCGGGUGAGGGGGACAAAUGGCUGGAGGAGGUAACCAAGGCCUUGGGUCUGGAAUGGCCCCUGCAUGCCCAGUUUUUGCAGGUGCCGAUCAAAGGGGGUCAGAAAAGGGAGAUGUCGCGCGGAAAAAAGAAAAGGGACGUCAUGGAUGCCCUUUUCGCCUUCCAGGACGAAAUUCGGCUGGGCAAUCUCACGAAGCUGGAGGCUGAGAUGGGAGGUGAAAACUGGGAGGUUCAGGCGUGGCGGGCGAAGACCAAGGGCGAGAAGCGUAAACGCGCUGAAAGGCGUCAGGCACAACAAGGUGAGGGCGCAGGGGGAGAUGGUGGAGGUAAAGGCGCUGCGGCCAAGGGCAAAGGAAAGGGCAAGGCUCUGGAAGACGAGGAGGUACAAAAGUUCAGGGAAAUCGCAGAAAAAACAGCACAAGACCAGGCUGGACCACGCAGUAGGCUGGAUGCACUGGACAAGUGCACGUUGCUGGUAGUUGAAAACAGUGCCAAAAUAGAAGAACUGUACAAGACAGCAACCGAGCCCCGCAACUUCAGAACCUUGAGUAAGGACGUGGCAGAAGCCGUGCUAACAGCUGAUGAAACUUCCGUCCCCGCUGCCUACCCUAACACCAGAAGAAUGGCAACAACUGACAGCCGCGACAGCGGCACUGGAUAUAGGCGGCAACAACUAGCGCACUACCGCUUGCUGUUUCACCUGAGUUUCACUCAAGACUUUUUGCACGUUAGGACUGGGGACAACUGGCUAUUGGUUGGUCUUACUGAGGAAGACCCAGUGAAUACGCUUCGGUUUCUUGGCUUGCUUUUACAGACCAUAACCCUAUUGAAGAUCGGCAAAGAUUGGACGCUGCUGACGCCCCACCCUAACAAUCCCUGUUCACGGCCGGACGUCUUAAGAAUGUUGGGCUCCUCCUUAGAGGCUACGACCCUCAGGUCCAAGUACUCGGAAGCUGUUUGUAAGACGCUAGGUUUCCGCGAUACGCGUAAUGUCAACCCUAGCGUUUGGGAACACGUUCCAGAGUCCUCCUCCUUAGCCACGGAACUCUCCUCCCCACCCUCAAGAAAGGAAUUCAACCUUGCUCUGAGUAAAAUGCACUUGGGUCGUAGAGGUGGAAUCGAUGAUGUCACGGUGGAACUUAUCAAAUUCGGAGGUUUACCACUUCAGGUGCUCUUCUUGAUUUUGAGCUUUUCGGCCCUGUCCCUGUGGAAAGGUGGGAUCCGCGCUGGCUUGGGGCUCUUGUUUCUACAAACAAUACUGGUGAAGUCACGGCUAUCGCUGAAGCUCUCAUCUGGUUGGAAACGGAAGCACCAGGGCUACAAACACCCGAAAGAGACCACCGACAUCGACGAAGACCAGGAUCAGUCAAAUGCAGAUGUGGCAGUGCUUACCAGUUUGCUUUCAAUGGACGUCUAUCGUGCCUUCUAA
Cladocopium goreaui is the source of this 1752-nucleotide messenger RNA. NCBI's taxonomy places the organism in Eukaryota, Dinophyceae, Suessiales, Symbiodiniaceae. The record is from the annotation of a GenBank genome assembly.